Carlito syrichta (Philippine tarsier) is the source of this 2891-nucleotide messenger RNA. RefSeq names its product small VCP interacting protein (gene SVIP). The record is from RefSeq and is a predicted model, not a curated record. The coding region runs from base 1 to 294 and encodes 97 amino acids. The transcript has 4 exons. NCBI's taxonomy places the organism in Eukaryota, Metazoa, Chordata, Mammalia, Primates, Tarsiidae. Gene Ontology annotation, cellular component: endoplasmic reticulum membrane. Gene Ontology annotation, biological process: negative regulation of VCP-NPL4-UFD1 AAA ATPase complex assembly; positive regulation of autophagy; negative regulation of retrograde protein transport, ER to cytosol.
AUGUGCCUUUUUCUGUGUCUGUACCAGCUGUUUAAAGAAGGUGCUCGGAAAGUCGGCGUGUGGGGCGGUUUAUGCCGCAGUGAUGUCUUUUCAGUCUGCGUCCCGUUCUUCGAAGAAGAGAAAAGAGCAAAGCUCGCAGAGGCUGCAGAGAGAAGACAGAAGGAGGCUGCAUCUCGGGGGAUUUUGGAUGUUCGAUCUGUGGAAGAAAAGAGAAAGAAAAAAGAAAAAAUAGAAAAACAAAUUGCCACAUCUGGGCCACCACCAGAAGGUGGACUUAGAUGGACGGUUUCAUAAAGCAUAACGUGCGUGGAAGAGUCUACUGCCAAUAACUGUUUAAUAUCUGCAAUCAAGUGGACUUCCUCAAUUUAAGUUUUUCUCUCUGAAUAAGUGAAGAUUCAGAAUUUGUAAUAUUAUUGCCCUUAAAUGGAAUGCUAAGUCUAUAUUGAAAAUAUUGAAAAAAAGUUUGAUUUUCAAACUUAGAAAAUGGCCAGACUUUUAUUUUCCCACAUUUGCUCUUCUUCAGUUAGUGGGUGAUUUGCCAUUUUUUUUAGUAGUUAAAAAAUGGAUUCAAUAUAGUGAAUACUUAAACAUUGCAUGUACAAAUUCAGCAUACAUCUCUGAUAUUAAAAUUUGCAAUUAUAUUUAUAUCCUUUAUAAAAUAAGCUAACUGCUUAUAUUUGUGCUGUUUAGCCUUGUAUCUGUUUUUAUUUCACUACAUGUGAAGACUUUUGAUUAAACUUUUGGAUGUAGUGCCUUUAAACUGAUCAUCAGGGAAAAUCUUGAAAAAAACACCAUUUGAAGGGCUUUUGUGAUGUAACACUGUACAUUUUUAUAACUUGGUAAGUCAAAUAUUUUGGGGCAAGUUUUUUUUUUGAAUUUGUUUUAUUUCUGUAGCUUAUGAAAUUAAUACAUUGUGUUUUACAUCACAAUAAGUUGCAUUUGUUUGCAGAAUUUAAAAUUAUAUAUUUGUGAUACCAUCAGAGGGCAGUGAUGUACUAUUGUAUAAUAUUAGAUGCAGCUCUAUAAAGACCUCUGUAGUAAUUGAAUGAGUUAAGCUAAUAAUCUGAAUGGGUUAUAAUGAGUGGUAAUAUAUUUAUCUAAAUUUUGUGGGGUUUUUUUGUAUUUAUUAAAGAAUGACCAUAAGAUUUAUACAGAUGUGAAAUUGCCAAGGCAAGUAUGAAUGUAUGAAAGAGAAACAUGUAGGUACUGUAUUUAAAAAGGUCUACUUCAAACAAAAAAAUAUUGGGAGGUAAUUCUACACGAUGCAUAGUCGUAAAGUUUUUAGAUCUUUGUACAUUAGGAACAUGAGUUUUAUAGCAUUUUUUUUUUUUGCUUUGUCUUCUGAUAUAAUAAUAUGGUAAAAUAAAAGAAUUGCUACUAGACAUUGAGAUUACUAGCUUUUUGAAAUGGCAAGGCUACAUGCUGAGCCCUAAAUUAGAAUUUGCAGAUACUAAGUGCCAAUAGGAGCUGUCAAGUAGAGUUGCUCUCUUGCUUUACACAAAUGGAGCCACUGUCUCACCCAUCCCUCCCACAAGACUUAUGUUAACUGCGGUUUAUCUUGGUAAUUGGAAGGAAUUUGAACUAUAUAAUAUAGGUCUCUUGACUUCACAAGGAAAAAUUACUUUUUCUAUUAUGGUAUGAAAUAUUCUAUGAAUAUUCAGGCAAAAAAUAUAGUUAGGCAGAAUUGUCUUUACCCUUUAGAAAAUUAAUGCUAUUUUUGUCUAUAAAGGUUAGUGAAAUCAUUGAAUUGUAGUGUAGAAUUUAAAUUUUCCACUUUAUUAACAUGUUUAAUUUUUCGAAGACACAAAGAUCAUUCAGUGUUGAAUGGGUAUGGAACUAGAACUGUGCAAAUUUUUUCUCCCAUUUUAACAUAGUAAGAAAAAUUUCAUCUUCACUACAUCGUAAUGAAUUAGAACUUGGUUUGGUAUAAACAAAAGGUUUACUUCCAGGAAGUUAUAAUGGCUGUUCCUAACAGCAGUUUAAACCUGGAUGUCAUGCUUACCUACUGUUGACCCAUUAAUGAUAGUGAGGUAGAUUGUUUUUUUGGAAAGAAUGGGGCACACUGCUCCUUUCAACCAAGUCCUCCUUGACGAAUGUGAUUAGCUUUCCUGAAACCACAUGGGUUGCAGGGGUUAAGGGGUGAUCCCCAAAUAGCAACAUUGUUAGGAAAGGAAAGGGAUGAGUGGAUGCCUGAUAAGAAACCAGAAAAUGACUACUAAAAAUAUACAGGUGGUGCCCCCCAAAAAUGUAUAUACGUUUUAAGUAUGUUAUUUACGUAAAAGAUGGUGUUAAUCAAAUGAAUGCUGACAUCACAAUGCGACAGGCAGGACAAAGAAAAUGGCAGAAGCAUGGUUGAGCAAACAUGCUACACAUUGCUCCCGUCAUUAAACUUCGAAAAGUAACACAUAGAUAACAUCUCUUAAACCAUGUGUACAUGUUUUGGCACCCCCUAUAUUUAUAUCUGGACAUUUCUCUCGUAAAAUUAUGGAUAAGUUCCUCAGAAAACCUUAAGUAGAAGCCAGUUUCUCAUAAUUCACAAUUUAAAUAGGAGAACAUUAUAAUGCUUAAUAUGUCAAUCAAUUCCCCCAAGCAAAUUACAGAAAUAUAAAAACAGUAAAAUGCAUAUAUGUAGUGUUAAAUAUAAAAUGCUUAAAUCACUGCUUCUUAAUUCUAUUCAAACUAUUAUUAUGGCUGGUAGCAAAAAAAAAAUUGUAUGUAAUUAAACAGUUCCUUUGUGACAUACUGCAUGUCUUUAAACAUCUAUAUGUGAUUCUGUUGGUCCACCAUUUGUAUUUGGAAUAUAAUUUAAUAGUUUUCCCACACAUGAUUUUGUUAUAAAUUCUGUAUUGCUGUUUGGGAGAUAUAAAUAUACAUUUUUGUCAAUAUAAAAA